Thalassophryne amazonica is the source of this 2406-nucleotide messenger RNA. RefSeq names its product EF-hand and coiled-coil domain containing 1 (gene efcc1). The coding region runs from base 74 to 1945 and encodes 623 amino acids. Gene Ontology annotation, molecular function: calcium ion binding. Lineage: Eukaryota; Metazoa; Chordata; Actinopteri; Batrachoidiformes; Batrachoididae. The transcript is spliced from 8 exons. The record is from RefSeq and is a predicted model, not a curated record.
ACAGGAUCAGAUAAACGCGCACGAAAAGAGUAACUUUCUUCAUCCUGCAGGAAUGUGAUGUGGCUCAGAGGAGAUGGAUGCAGCAGACUCCACGGACCCCUACAGCCGACCAGCGCGCAGGACACAAUGGAUCGUCAGCACCCUGGCUUACCACUACGGACUGGACCGCGGAGUGGAGAACGAAAUUAUCGUUUUGGCAACCGGGCUGGAUCAGUACCUGCAGGAGAUUUUCCAUCAUUUGGACUAUCAAGGUUGUGGGAAAAUCCCCGUGGAGGACUUUAACAUCUUGUGUGAAAUUUUGGGACUCCACGCGGACUCGGACGACACGGAAUGCGCCGGGAUUUUAGACAAUCUGCCCAGCGAGCUCAGCUUCCGGCACUUCCACGCCAAACUGUGCGGCUACUUCAGCACCAAGGCGGGCUGCCAGUACGAGAACGGCAGGCUGCUCGUAGGGAAAGAGAGCGAGCACAUAGAGACCCAGAUCCGCCUCCGGAGCCCGCUGAAGCGGCGGGAGCGGCUGCCGUGCGCCGCAGCCAGCGGCGGCUCCUCUCCGUCCUCGGAGCGACGCUCCUGCGGCCGCAGGCUCGGCUCCUGCUCCAGGGAGUGCUACGAGGACAUCGUGGCACUGGAAGAAGCGGAGGACCGGAUCGGCAAGCUGGAAGAGGAGAACGCCAGUCUGAGGGAGCUGAUCGAGGACAUGCGCGCGGCUCUGCAGAGCAGCGACGCGCGCUGUUUGGCUCUGCAGGUGGGACUGUGGAAAAGCCAUGCUGAACAUAAUCCCGAUGAAGGAUGCUUCAUUGCCCUCCAGAAAAGCAAUAGUAACAUGAAGACCAGCAUAUACAGCAACCUGAAGAGUCUGCAUAAUAUCAUCCACGAGGUUGAACUGCUGCAAAGCUCCAGAGACCAACAAGUGGAGGAAACAAUGCUGUGUAAUCAGAGACUGGAGCAGGAACUAUGGAGCUGUAAAGAAACUGUGGCUGCUCUGGAGGACUGUAACCGAGUUCUGCAGAUGGAGCAGGUGAACAUGAGGAGGAAGGUUGAAGAAGCCAGACAGGCGCUGCUCAGCGGCCUGAGCAAGGUGAAGGAACUGGAGGCCAAAGCCAGACAUGUGCCAGCACUGCAGAGACACAUCCUCCAACUGGAGUCAGACCUCCUCUUCUACAGGUCGGAGGUGUCAAAACUACACGUGCCAAACUGCAGUGGAGCAGAGCAGCAGCUGAGUGCCAGCAGCAGGCUGGGACGGAGGUGCUGUUCAGACCCCCAACAUGACCGCUGUUCACCCACGGGACGCGCUGAGACCAGCCCAGACAAAAUGGAGGAGCACCUGUUUCGCUCGGUGGAGGGCCAGGCAGCUUCUGAUGAAGAAGAGGACAAGUGGACCGGAGAUCAGCCGCGGCAGGUGGACGAGGUGAAGAGGAUCUUGACCAGACUGUCCUGCUGUGGAGAAAGGUGUGAGGACAAGGCCUUCAGGAAGCUGAUGCUGAGAAGCGAGGAGAGCUGCAGCGCGGUGGUGGAGCUCCUGGAGCGUGUGACCAGGCUGCAUAAACAGCUGGAGCUGAAGGAGAGUCAGGUGGAGAUGGACAUGGACCAGAUGAGGGACUCUCUGGUUCAGGAGCUCCAGCAGAAGGCUGAGAAGACCGAGCUGCUUCAGAUGGAGCUGCAAAUGCUGGAAACAGAAAGGGUUCGUCUGUCUCUAGUGGAAGAGAAGCUUGUGGACAUUCUGCAGCUUCUCCAGCAGCUCAGAGACCUGAAUGUCUCCCGGAGGUCUCUCGGGAAAAUCCUGCUCAGCACUUUGGAGUCCUGCAACGAUCCACAACAUGGGAAAGCCCACAUUUUGGAGGUGCUGAACGCUCUCUACCACGAACUGGCUGCAUGUGAGAUUCUGUCUACUGGUGGACCUUUGGAGCGAGCACAGAGCCAGCAGUCACUCAUUAUUUCCUGCUAAACAAUACUGCCUCCUGCUGCGCUGAUGGAGCUCCUGGUUGGAACAACAGCCUCUCUUCUUCAUGGACACUGGAUUUAAGAUGAACAGUGAUCAGAAUCAGGCUGAUUCAUGUUUAUAAUGUACAUAUAAGCACAUCUUGUCCUCUUCUUCAUCCUUAAUAUCUUUUAUUGGAAAAACUUUACCUCUAACCACGAAAGGUAAUAAGAGUAAUGAAGGGCUUUACUCACUCUGUGUUUUUUGUUGCACAUCAUGCUUUCAUUGCUGAAAUUGGAUCUUUCCCUCAUGAUUUUUUUCUUUUUCUUUUUUUUUUUUUGAAAGGAGUUCUAUCUAUAGAAUUGUUGAAAUAAGCUAAAUUUCAGAGCUACAAUUAAAAUUAUGAUAAACUAUUAUUUUUAAAGCUAUGCUGAAGAGACCCUAUGUACCCUUGAAUACAAUUAAUAACACAGAGGGAAGAAAUGGAA